Messenger RNA from Micromonas commoda, 1287 nucleotides. RefSeq lists its product with no specific name. NCBI's taxonomy places the organism in Eukaryota, Viridiplantae, Chlorophyta, Mamiellophyceae, Mamiellales, Mamiellaceae. The transcript has a single exon. Bases 1 to 1287 code for a protein of 428 amino acids. Gene Ontology annotation, biological process: attachment of GPI anchor to protein; protein localization to cell surface; proteolysis. Gene Ontology annotation, cellular component: GPI-anchor transamidase complex. Gene Ontology annotation, molecular function: GPI-anchor transamidase activity. The record is from RefSeq and is a predicted model, not a curated record.
AUGCGAACCUGGAGUGCACUCGCGCUCGUCCUCGCGCUCGUCGCGCGCGCGACGGGCGAUGCCGCGGCGGACACCCCCGCGCGCCGCGCCGAGGCGUUCUUCCAGUCGUCGUCGUCGUCUCCAGCGGGCGGAUCGAAUCACACCAGCAACUGGGCGGUGCUGGUCGACGCGAGCAGGUACUGGUUCAACUACCGGCACAUAGCCAACACCCUGUCGCUCUACCGCACCGUCAAGCGCCUCGGCAUCCCCGACAGUAACAUCAUCCUCAUGCUCGCCGACGACGUCUCGUGCUCCCCGCGGAACUCGUUCCCGGCGUCGGUGUUCGGCAACGCGAACCACCUCGCCAACCUCUACGGCGACAACAUCGAGGUCGACUACCGCGGGUACGAGGUCACGCCCGAGAACCUCCUGCGCGUCCUCACCGACAGGCACGCGCCGGGCACCCCGCGGUCCAAGAGGCUCCUCACCGACGCGGGGAGCAACCUGUUCCUGUACAUCACCGGCCACGGCGGCGACGAGUUCAUGAAGUUUCAAGAUCAAACCGAGAUCAUGUCCAAGGACAUCGCCGACGCUCUGGAACAGAUGCGCGAGAAGCGCCGAUACAACGAGGUUCUGUUCAUAGCGGAGACAUGUCAGGCGGCCACGUUGGCCGCGCGGUUCUACUCCCCCGGCGUGCUCGCCAUAGGGUCCAGCGAGAAGGGCGAGAACUCCUACUCGCAUCACCUGGACCGAUCCAUCGGCCUCAGCGUCAUCGACAGGUUCACGUACUGGACCCUCGAGUUCAUGGAGAGCGUCACCCCGCACGCGGGCGCGACGCUCGCGCAGUGGUUCUCGCAGCUGACCAAUCACAGGCUGCACAGCACCGCGAAACCGCGGCUUGAGCUUUUCCCGCGGGGCGCGCACGACGCCAGGGUCACGGACUUCCUCGGGCACGUCUCCAAGGCGGCGCCGAUGGCGGGUGGCGGGUACGAGGGCUUGUCAUCAUCGAGGGGCGGUCGGGUACGUACAGAGUCGGCGGACGCGGGCGACGACGCGGCGACGCGCGGUGGCGACGGUCGCGGCGACGGCACCGGCGGGGGAGCGGCGGCGGCGGCGGCGGGGAAGAGCGGCGGCGAGGGUGCAAGGUUGAAGGUUGGCGAUGAGGACGCCGGCCGUGUCCCGAAGGCUGUGGACGGCGGGUGGGCGACGCCGGGGGCGCGAGCGCGGGGCGAGGGCGUCGCGUUCGCGGCGGUGUCGUGCGCGGCGCUCGUCGGGGCGGCGGCGUGGGUGUCGGCCAAGGCGUACUGA